CGAUAUGCGAUCCACCGGUAUUUCGGUAGCAUUACACACUACUACCACACGGCUUGAGUGAGAAACAUAAAAUAAGGCAAACAGCUGUAGCAGCAUCGCAGCAAGUGUGAAUCAUUGAAAAUGUCGUGGUAGUCAGUGUGUAGCAGCGAAUAUUUGCCCGAACGUGUUAGAAGACAAGUAUAUGCUGAAGGAAUAGACAUGAUAUUGAAGAUAUUCAUUAUGAGACAAAAUUCAUUCAUUUCGUGUUGCGCCGUUGACUUGUACGGACGCAGUCUUCGUUAUUCUUCAGUCGGAUCGGUGAGUCGUUGAGACAUGGCAUUUGCAUCGGUAGUUUAGUUCCUGCUGUCUGCUGGAGCUCAUCAGCCAGGAUUGGUUGAUCUUAGAGAUAUGCAGAAUUUGUUAGAGUGGAGAUACUUAUGUUUGAGAGUAGUGUUGAGUCGUGCUUUCAGAAUUUACUUCAAUAUCGAAUCCAAGGCGCGCCCACAGUGAAUAAUUGGUGAAGAAUUAGGAGAAACAUACAGUCUAUAUUUAACGCAGUGGUCUUGUAAAAUUCAGCAUUCGGUUGAUGUGUUUAGUUUUCUUAGCGCAUAUUAUAAACACAUUUCCGAUUCGAAAUACAAAAUCUAGAGCAAGGUUUAUUCUAACGUCUAGUUUUGAUGGUUUAUAUUGCUACACAAAUAAUAUUCAAUUGAAAUAUUAUUUUUGAUUUAUUUUGGAAUGUGUAAAAGGUGUUCAAUAUUGCAUUUGCAGAAUAGUGUAAUACCAAUUGUCGAACGAAAACUCAAUAGUUUCAUUGCUUCUAAGUAAUUAAAGUGCUUUAAAAUGGGGUCCUGGACCCGAAUUCUCGGCGGAAAUAUACUCGUCGCAGUUUUGCUAUUCAAGUUCAUCAUAGGAAUAAACUCUAUCAAGUCACAGCAUAGUGACACAGACUUAGUAUUUGACGAUAUAAGCUUGCUAUCUUCAACCGUUGAUGUUCAUGAUGAGCACAAAGUGCUACAGGAUCUCUCUAAACGCAGAAAUAACGACAUCGAUGAAGACAGUUUGUUUGAUUUGGGCGGCUUUGAUAACAACAAUAUUAUGAUUAACGAUGACAACAUCGAUGCCCAUGUUGAAGAUAGAAAUGACAGUGGUCGUGACGAGAAUGAUGCACUUGUUGACAACACAGCGGUUGGUGUGAAAAACCCUGAAUACGAGAGCCAAAGUUGGUUAGUGCGAAGUGUGCACAGAAUCAGACGCAGCAUCGGAAAUUUAUUAAGUGAUAAUGGUAGUUCAACUCGAAAGUCAGAGAAAAAAAAUAUUUCAAAAAAAAUACUCAAUAGUAGUAGUAAUGAAUUAAACGAGAAUAAGAAAAGCACCAGACUGAGAAAAGAAAAGCACCAAGCAGAGAAAAGAGGCAAGAAAAGUAAAAAUUCAUAUAAAUUAUCUCAUGUUACUGGUAAAAGACAACAAACACGAGAACAACCUCUACGACUAAAGAGGCAUUACGACGCUUUGGCAGAUGAUGAAGACGCAGUGUCGGGCUCGGGUGGACAUCCUUCUGGGUUUGAGUUUGAAUAUGCAUAUAAACUAGCUUUAACGGUAUUUGAAACCUAUAAUAAAGAGCUCGAUGAUAAAGAAAGUAUCCAAUUCAAACAUGUAGCGAAGGAUGUGGCAGAAAAAUUACAUACUUUGCUAAGCGACUUAGAUUCUGAGGCUGCGUUCAUUAUCACCGUACAUAAGCUUGAGCGCAGUCCGGAUAACGAGCGCGAAACAUUCGUCACAUUCGAAAUCAAUGCAGAUAAGAGCUUAUCAAAAACCGUUAUUGAUAAUUAUCUUCGUGCCGCAAUUGAACAUGGAUACGAAAACUUCGACAUGAAAGGAUACAGUUUAACUGCUGAAGGUGGUUUGGAAGAAGAUUACGGUAAUACAGACUAUCAUGAAUCAAUCAACCCGGAUAAGUCACAUGAUCUGUUCACCGAAAAGCCAUUUAUCAUCGAACACCCGUAUACAGAGUCUAAUGUUGAGCGAAUGACUGCAGUUUCUAGUGUUAUUACCUCGAACGGAGAAGACAAAGGUGAUCGAGAAGUCGGCAUAGUGCCACCGACGGUACCCGUAAUGAAAAGCUCAGUGGACGCAUCCUCCAAUGCCAUCACUCACACCGAGGAUAAGUGCCGUGGUGAUGACAAAUUCCGAUGCGGCCAGACCAAUGUAUUCAUCUGUGAAGUACAAAAAUGCGACGGGAAACGAGAUUGUCCAAAUGGCGAGGAUGAAAAUCCGGCCGAUUGUGCGAAUUGUACCGAUGAUGAAUUCAGCUGUGAUCCAGACCGAUGUAUUCCGAAGCACAAGGUGUGUGACAAUGAACGUGAUUGUGACGAUGGUUCCGACGAAGUCAAUUGCAAGUCCAUUGUACCACCAAUUCGAGAAUGCGACGUGGAUGAAUUUAUUUGCAAGGAUAGAAGUUGCAUUCCUUUAAACCAUCAAUGUGAUGGUCAUAAAGAUUGCCAACAAGGAGAGGAUGAAUUUAAUUGCUCGGCUACGCACGACCAUAACUUCUGUGCAUCUGAAUCAGAAUUCCAAUGCAACGACGGUCGUUGUAUAUCAAGUAACAAUGUAUGCGAUGGCAUCAAGCACUGCACGGACGGUGAAGAUGAGGACUGUGUAACCGAAGAAACCUGCACAUCGAAUCAGUUUAUGUGUCAGAAUGGCUAUUGUAUAGAUAAAUCAUACGUUUGCAAUAGUGUUCAAGAUUGUUCGGAUGGUUCGGAUGAAAGUAAUUGCUCUCGAAAUUGCUCAGAAGAUCAUGAGUUUACCUGUUCGGAUAACGAAUGUAUUCUUAAAGAUAGAAUAUGCAAUGGCAUAAACGAUUGCGUGGAUGGCGGCGACGAAUUAGGUUGUGACGAUAAUUCCCAUUUGAAGAAGUCAUUGGAUCAUAAUCCUGCAAGUGCUAGCCAUCAUCAUGUUCACCGCCAACAACUACCGGCACAUAGCAAUCGAUGCGACCGCGACAGUUUCGAGUGUCAAGACGGCAUCUGUAUAGCGGAUUACAAAAAAUGCAAUGGCAUAGUUGACUGUCACGACCAGUCCGACGAACUCGACUGUUCAUACGCUAGCGAAGGCGACGAUGAAAACUGCGAAAGCAACGAGUUCUACUGCGAUGGAAAAUGUUUGGACAAAAUUGUCCAAUGUGAUGGUAGAAUUGACUGUCAAAGCGGCGAAGAUGAAGAUAACUGUGAUAUAUAUGAUGAAUGUAAUGAAAACGAAUUUUCCUGUGAUGGAAUUUGUAUAAAUAAAGAAUCUUACUGUAAUGGCAUACCAGAUUGCGAUGAUGGUACGGAUGAAAAUAACUGUAUCAUAUGUCAGGCCGGAGCAUUUCAUUGCAAAAGUAGAGAAUGUAUACCUCCGGGUUCCCGUUGUGAUGGAGUUAUGGACUGUAACGAUAACAGUGACGAAUUAGAUUGUAACACAAACUCAUCCAACAGCAUAAAUGGCUCAUGCAACAGUGAUCAGUGGCAGUGCGACAAUGGCAUAUGUAUAAAUAACGAGUUCCGCUGCGACGAUCAUGUUGACUGUUCCGAUAGAUCAGACGAAAUAAAUUGCUUCUUCGAUCCACGUUGCACAGUCGAUCAAUUUAUCUGCUCGGAUGGAGCUUGCAUCGACGGAGAUCGUCGUUGCGAUAACAUCCCCGAUUGCACCGAUGGCAGCGAUGAAAGAUCCUGUGAUUAUCCAUCACAUAAUAAAGAUCGAUGUACCCAAUAUGAAUGUCUAGAUGGAACUUGCAUAGAUCUUUCAAAGCGAUGCGAUGGUGUUCGAAAUUGUCGAGAUGGAUCAGAUGAAAUCAACUGCCGUUCAUGCAAUGAAACUGAGUUUGCUUGUCUAGAUGGCUACCUCUGCAUAGACGCUGCUUUAAGAUGUGAUAGUUAUUACGACUGCAAAGAUUUCUCCGACGAACAAAAUUGUUUCGCGUGUCAUAACGAAUUCGAGUGUGACGAUGGUCAAUGCGUUCCGAAGCAUCUUGUCUGUAACAGACAUCCAGAUUGUCGAGAUCAGUCAGAUGAACGAAACUGUACCUGCUCCAGGGCUGAAUUUAGGUGCAGCACUGGCGAAUGCAUUCCGGAGUCCCGACGAUGUGACCUACGAGUAGAUUGCGCUGAUGGAUCCGAUGAACAUAGUUGUAAAAAAGACCGAUGUGAUCGUUACAUGUUUCGAUGUGAAAAUGGUCCCUGUAUUCCAAGGUUGUUCAGAUGCAAUGGAAAAGUAGACUGUCCAUAUGAUACUAGUGAUGAACUAGAUUGUACUGAUUACGCCGCAACAACAGAGGAUAAUGCAAGACUGAAUCUUCGCACAUACCCAGAUGAACAAAUUAUAAAAGAAAAGCAAAUAAUUGAGGGUCGCGAGGUCGUCUUCCAAUGUCGUGAUGAAGGUCCAGUUCGUGCAAAAGUUAAAUGGACUCGUGCCAAUGGUAUGCCACUACCUCUAGGAUCACGUGACAUCAAUGGUAGAUUAGAAAUACCAAAUAUAAGGUUUGACCAUAAUGGCGAUUACGUUUGCGAAGCCGUAGGGUAUACAAGAUCCACUCCAGGGAGCAGUAAAUUGGUUCAUUUAAUUGUGGAAAGAUCCUGGAGGAUUAAAUAUAGAAAAAAUCGCAUAAACGCAAUACAGUUUGGAACGAUCCCUCAUAUAGGGUUUGAGUUUUUUGGACUAGCUUGUACUAUUACUCAAGCUACUUGCAUGAAUGGAGACUGUAUAUCAAAAUCUCAAAUUUGUGAUGGAAACUUUGAUUGUGUUGACGGUUCCGAUGAAACAGGAUGUAGAAAAUCGCAGCGUUGUGAACCAAACGAGUACAAAUGCCGCAAUAACAAAUGUAUUCUAAAAACAUGGCGAUGUGAUGGCGAAUCAGACUGUGGUGACGGAUCCGACGAAGAAUACUGUGCCACUUCAUCACCUAAUGCUGCUUGUCGGUACGACGAAUUCCAGUGUCGUAAUGACCAGUGCAUUCCAAAAUCAUUCCAAUGUGAUUCGCAUCCUGAUUGUUUCGAUAAAUCUGAUGAAAUAGGCUGCAUGAUUCCCUCUGUAAUCCAGCCACCUCCACCGUUCCUAACUAUUUCUUCAGGUGGAAUACUCAAUAUCACAUGUCGGGCAACCGGUGUUCCUGUUCCGCUCAUUGUUUGGCGUCUUAACUGGGGCCAUGUCCCUGAGAAGUGUGUAUCGCUCAGCGAUAAUGGUUUCGGUGUACUUACUUGCAACGAUAUGCAACCGAUCGAUGCUGGUGCUUAUUCAUGUGAAAUUAUCAACUCAAUGGGUACUCAUUUUGUAUCCCCCGAUACAAUAGUAGUUGUAACAGGUAAUAAAACGGUAUGCCGGUCUGGUUAUUUCAAUAGCAAAGCAAGUAAUCCAGAAGAUUGCAUAAAUUGUUUCUGUUUUGGCGUCUCCAAUCAAUGUAAGAGUGCUGAUCUCUACACAUACGCACUAGCACCACCGGUAACUUCACUCACCAUUGUUGGUGUUGAGGGACCCUGGUCUGGACCGCGAAAAAUUAUUGAAAGUGAAUUCAUCAAUCACGAUUUAACAGUGACCAGACAUGGGGUUCAGUUACGACUGGCAAAUAUUGUACCCGGAAGACAAAUCCCUUAUUAUUCCCUUCCUGAAAAUUACAAAGGAAAUCAACUCAAAUCUUAUGGUGGUACUAUCCGUUACACUGUUGAAUAUGAUGGUACCGGUAGUUCGAAUAAUGCUCCAGAUAUAAUAAUUCGGGGAAAUAACUUAGUUUUGUUGUACAACCACAAUGGUCCAUUUUAUGCGGAUGAACGUAACGCAGUAUCCGCGACAUUUUUGCCUGGAGGAUGGCGUAAAGAAGAUAACUCGAAAGCCACCCGUGAAGAGAUAAUGAUGGUUCUUGCAAACGUACAAAGCUUGCUAAUCAAAAUAUUGUAUGUUGAUGGAGUAGAACGGAAUAUAGAGUUAUUGGAUAUUGCGAUGGAUUCUGCGGCAAACCGUGAUCUAGGAUUAGGUUCUGCCACACUAGUUGAAGAGUGCCGAUGUCCUCUCGGUUACAAAGGUCUUUCUUGCGAAAGCUGUGAUUAUGGUUACAUACGACAGAUCAGUGGCCCAUGGCUGGGUAGAUGUGUUGCAAAACCACAAGAAUGCCGCCCUGGCUACUACGGAGAUCCCACUCGGGGUAUUCAGUGUCAACCUUGCCCUUGUCCUGUACCUGGAGAUAAAUCAAGAGGCAGAACAUGCUAUUUGGAUAAUUACAACAAUGUUAUGUGUAAUUGCGAUAGAGGUUACACUGGCAACAGAUGCCAACAAUGCGCUUCAGGUUAUGUAGGAAACCCAUUGAGUGAAGGAUGUUCCCCUGCUCCAGUUACCAAUUGUAAUCAUGAUGGCACAAGUCAAAUACUUCCUGAUGGAAAAUGUAUAUGCAAAGCGGGUGUUACAGGAGUAUAUUGCGAUCGUUGUCAAACAGAGCAUUAUUUCAUGCACGAGAAAGGGUGCAUAGAGUGUUUCUGUAUGGGAGUUUCAAGAGCAUGUACCAGCACUAGCUUAUUCAGAGAUACUCUGCAGGCAACUUUCAAUGAUGGACAGUCUGGAUUUUCAUUAAUCUCGGAUUAUACUAACCCUGAAAUAGUUGCCACGAAUCUGGCUGUAUCAAGCAAGGAAAUUGUUUAUCGUAAUUUUGGCACCAGCGAUGACACGUUCUACUGGAGACUUCCUACUAAAUUUUUGGGAAACAAAUUGACAACUUAUGGUGGAUUCCUGAACUACACAUUACGUUACACCCCCCAUUCAUCCGGUGGUGCAUCCAGAAACAAUUCCCCUGAUGUAGUACUGCACAGUGGUAAUAAAAUUAAACUUCACCACUAUCGAAUCGACGGUUCCAUUUCACCUGUGGGUUCUAGUACGUACACCGUUCCAAUAUUGGAAGAUUAUUGGCAAAACUAUGAAGAUGGAAAUAAAGUACUGCGUCAGUAUUUGCUAAUGGCUCUAGCUAAUGUGAGUGAUGUCUUUAUCAAGGCAACGUAUAAUACAGUUUCCAACGAAGCUGCUUUAUCACACGUUAGUUUGGAUACUGCAUCAGAGCAUGAUUACGGUUCCGGUACACGGGCUUGGCCUGUAGAACAGUGUCAAUGCAUUCAAGGACAUAUUGGAUUAUCAUGUGAAGAUUGCGCCCCUGGAUACUAUAAAGGAGAUGGUGGGUUGUACCUGGGUCUUUGUGAGAAAUGUGAGUGUAAUGAACAUUCUGAUGAAUGUGAUCCUGUUUCGGGAGUGUGCCAAAAUUGCCGCCACAACACUUAUGGCAAUAGUUGCGAAUACUGUACACCACCUUAUGUUGGUAAUGCUACUGGAGGAACAGCUUAUGAUUGUUCUAUGGAUAAACCGGACCCUUCUUUUAACUGUCAACAUUGUGACUCGCGAGGUUCUACAGGCAGAUGUGAAGAGCAAUGCGAAUGUAAGCGGUUGGUCGAAGGUUAUCGGUGUGAUCAAUGCCGGGAAGGGUCAUAUGACUUGAGUAACCAAAACAUCAACGGCUGCCGUGAAUGCUUCUGUUCUGGAGUCACAACAUCAUGCAGUAAAUCGCGUUAUUUCCGAGAAGAUUUACCUGUUUUUAUCACCGGAGAUGAUGACGGCUUUUCUCUAACAAAUCGCGAUGGCCAAGUGAUAAUAUCCGGAGGAUUCGAUGAGGCUCCUCAUAGAAAUGAAAUUAGUUACAAUUUUAAAGACCGAGACACAUAUUAUUGGAAUCUCCCCGAAAGGUUACUUGGAAAUCAAAUUUUAUCAUACGGAGCAAACCUUACUGUUACGCAAUCAACGGUCGGUUUAGAGCCCAAUCCUGACCAAGAUAUCAUUUUGAUUGGCAAUGGUUUAAAACUUUUCUGGUCUCGGCCUCAUUAUGAGGAUGGUGUUUAUUCGGUUCCACUUCUAGAAAGUUACUGGACUAAUCUAGGCCCUAGAGGUCCAUAUCAGGCAAGUAGAAGUGAUCUAAUGACAGUACUAUCAAACUUGGAUCAUAUUUUGAUCCGAGCAACAGUUCGAGAUUAUACGACGAGGUCAUCCAUAAGCGACAUUGUGCUAGGUACAGCAGUUAAUAUGCAAACAGAUUAUGGGCCUGCCGAUGAAAUUGAAAUUUGUCGCUGCCCACCAGGUUAUCGUGGCACAAGUUGUGAACAAUGUGAUGAUCUUUAUUACAAAGAUGUAUUUGAUCGAUCAGCUGGAAUUGUAGGUGUUUGCAAGCCUUGUCCAUGUGAUAAUGCAGAAUCUUGCGACAUCGAUGGCCGAGGUGAUGUAAUGUGCAACUGUCUGCCGGGAUACACCGGCCCUAACUGUGAUAAUCGACAUUCCGGGGGUAGUUCAGUUACCCAUCCCCCUCCACAACCACUCAUCGAAGUAGUAGUUGCUGCACCAACGAUUCAAAUUGUAGAAGUGGGACGUAAUAUUCGGUUGGGUUGCACGGCUCGCUACAUUGUGUCCAAGACUCCUAUAGAUGUGCGUUGGGAUCGUAUUGGAGGUCGUAUGCCUGAAAGAGCUUAUACUGAAAGUGGAACUUUGAUCAUCACCAAUGUUCAGAUAUCUGAUAGCGGAACAUAUGUCUGCCAAGCUGGUAGUGGCCCUGAUACUGCUUACCAGCAGGUUACCUUCACUGUGGAAGAAGCUUUCCCAAGCUCGUAUCGGAGAAAGCUAGGAGUUUCUUCAUCCAGAAAGCCAGAAGUAACUAUUUCUACCGACGUGGUAGACCUCGACGAAUAUCGAUCGGUUGAUGUUAGUUGCAUUGCAACUGGCUCCCCAACGCCAGUUAUAACAUGGGAAAGAAUGGAUCAUCAUCCUCUUUCGACUAAUGUUAUUCUUGAAUAUGGUCUAUUGCGCUUCAACUCACUCAGAAAAUCUGAUGAAGGCACGUAUAGAUGUAUUGCUCGCAAUGAUAUCGGAGAGGCGGACAAAAUUCUACAUGUAUACGUACGUGAAUCCAGACCGUCUCAACCAACGCGUCCUGGCCAACAAUACGAAAUGAUUCAAAUCACUCCAGAAAACUACCAAGGUCGAACCGGUGAACAAAUCACUCUAUCUUGUGUGUGUCAACCAAGUGGUCAAAUCAAAUGGUCAAAGACAGGCGAACCUAGUUUACCGCAAAAUAGCUUUGUACAAAACGAUCUUCUCAUCAUAGAACAUUCCACUAUUGAUAAUUCCGGACGGUACAGCUGCACUGCCAUUUUCCCAAGUGGUCGCGAACGAACUUCCUUUGUAGACGUAGUGAUCGCACCUAUGCGACCAGAUCUAACAACUCCUCUAGUGAAGGCACUUGAUAAUAAACACACGAUAGUACAAGGAACUGAUUACACUAUAACGUGUGAAGCCACUGGAAAUCCACACCCUACCGUCAAGUGGACUCUGAGUGGUAAAUCGUUUUCUCCUAAUGUUCAACAAAGCGGAAACACACUAAGGAUUCUAAAUGCUCAACCAGAAAACGGUGGUGUUUACAUUUGUGUUGCUGAGAAUAGCGAAGGAAUGGAUCGAUCAUAUACUCUUGUUGACAUCGACCCAAUUGAUGAAGAAGGACGUGAACCCCCCAUUUUGGAAUUAUACCCAACUGAACCACAGGUUAUAAAAGUCGGUGAAUCAACCCGGUUAUCUUGUCGCGCAACUGGAGGUGUUCCGUAUCCCACUCUAACUUGGGUUAGAAGAGAUAGACGACCUCUGUCAUCUAGAAUUACUCAGGACUAUCCAGGUGUAAUCACGUUACGCGAAGUCAUUCUCGAAGACUCAGGAGAAUACGAAUGUAGAGCAGAGAAUUCAGCUGGCUCCGCUUCACUGUCGACGUCCAUAGACGUUCAACUUGCUCCGAUAAUCACCAUCUCACCAUCUGUUGAUGAGCACAAAAUUUAUGAAGGUGACGAGUUGAGCAUACAAUGCACCGCUAGAGGAAAACCAGAGCCAACAGUAGUCAUCAAAACUCCGUAUCCGGAAAUCGAUACUCGUCAUGUAUCUCGGACUGAAGCGAUUGGUGCAGCAAACAUAGAUAUUUUCCAAGCUGAAACAAAACACUCUGGAACUUACGAAUGUAUAGCCACCAGUCGUGCCGGAACGGAUUCACGCUUCAUUACAAUUCAAGUAGAGAAAAAACGUGGUGAUCUAGGACCCCACGACAAUGAUCGAGAUGUCUACCCUCGACCACCGUACACUGAUCGUCCCCAACAACAUACUUAUAAAGCAAUUCUAGGUGAACGCUCAGAGUUAGUUUGCAAUGAAGCUUCUAGUGGGGCGCGCACGGAAUGGCGGCGUUCCGAUGGACGACGAUUACCAUAUGGAUCGAUUCCUCGAGAUGGUCAUUUAAUAAUAGAAAGCACAGGACAUGAUGCUGCAGGUUUAUAUGAUUGUGUCGCUCACGAUAUUGCUUCGUCUCCAACCACGAUAGUGCAAAUUUCACUGGAAGUUAUCGAACCGCCACGUAUAACUUUCAGUCCAACUAUGCCAAUGAUCGUGCGCUCCGGUGAAACUGUUACUAUUAUUUGCAAUGCUACUGGUGAACAACCUAUUCGAGUUUCGUGGCACGGUGAGAACGGUCAGAGUCUUCCAGAGAGGAUUAGAGUAAGUGGACAGUAUCUGCAAUUCACGCAGAUCACUACUGAUGACGCGGGACGAUAUUAUUGUUCUGCAACCAACCGCCAAGGAAACGUUACAAAAGUUGCGGAAGUUAUUGUGAACCGGAAUGAAAUGAUUCCUGACAUUCCUGCUCACGGACGUAUUCACGAAGUAUACCGAGGAUCAUCAAUAUCGUUGGACUGCAAACUUCCCAAUAAUCAUUAUCUCCCUGGGCUGACGUAUCACUGGAGCCGCUUAGAUCGCCCUAUUCCGUACAAUAUAGUCGUAGAAGACAGAGUACUUCAGUUAACUCACAUUCGGGACGAAGACGCUGGACGCUACGAGUGUCGUAUGACCUACCCUAACGGUUCAGUGGCCUAUGAUUUUGUCGACGUGGCCAUUAAAGGUUCCGGAAGUACCAGACAAAUCAAUUUCGAGUGCACCUAUACUGACUACGCCUGCAAAGCGCCAAUUCUAAUUUAUUACACCUGUCUACCAUCAUGGAUGAUAUGCGAUGGAAAAUCGGAUUGUGCUGAUAAUUCGGACGAGAGCAACUGUCGCGUAUUACGCAGUGGGAACAUACUCCCCAACUUCUCAGAAGAAAAGGAUCAAGGCCAACGCCACUCUAAGCUAUCAAUCAUCGUGGAUCCUGUUCUGGCACGAUCUGCGUCUAAAUUUUUCGCCCCGCAAUCCCUACCCAUUCUUCGACUGGAACCAACAGUCUCCUAUCUAAAACCGGGUGAGUCCGUUGAAGUCGAUUGCACUUCUUCAGCCGGAACGCAUGUGCCAGUAGUAUGGGAAAGAAUAGGUGGAAAGCCGUUACCUUAUAAUUUUAGGCAAGAUGGCAACAGAUUGAUAAUACAGGACGUCACAGAACUUGACACUGGAAAAUACACAUGCGUUUGUCGUACUGACGAGGGACUGCAAUAUAUUUCAGAUUUUGAGCUGAACGUUAACCCUGUUAAACAACCAGAGACUUUACAGAAAACUGCAAAAGUUGAAUACGCUGAUCGAGGCUCAACAGUAAAGUUGCAAUGCAACACUGAUAUUUACCCUACAUCAUUUCAGUGGUCACGAGAUCGUGGGACAUUCAACGCCGACCAGAAUAUAACUAUUCCUAUACUUACUUUAACCGAUGUACAAGCCGCCGACGCCGGUACCUAUAUCUGCAGGGCUCGACACAAUGGGCAGACAGUUGAUAUAUUAACGACGUUGGUGGUGAAUGGGGCUAUUCCAUUCUUUCCGCAAUCACCGAAGAGUUACAUGGCGUUUAACAAAAUCGAUAACGCUUACUCCAAGUUUAACUUUGAAAUUUCUUUCAAGCCAGAAAAACUCAAUGGUUUGAUUUUAUAUAACGGACAACGACGACCUAACGGUGAUUACAUUUCGCUGUCAUUACGAAACGGAUUCCCUCAAUUCAAAUUCGAUUUCAACGGACAAUUGGUGAGCCUUCAACCAGAGAAACCUAUUCAUAUGGGACAGUGGCAUACGAUUAAGGUCAAUCGUGUCCGAAACAAUGGAUUCCUGCUGGUUAAUGAUCAAAGUCCUUUAGUCUUCCCUGAUAAACUCAAAUUCCACGGGCUGAACUUGGAUGACAACUUAUAUAUUGGAGGAGUUCCUAACUUUGCAAAUAUUCCAACAACCGCCUUAGAAAUUAAAGAAGGUUUUGUUGGUUGUAUUAGUCGAUUACUUGUAAACGGACGUGAGAUUCAACUUCACCAGGAAGCGAUUGCUAAUGAAGGAACUACCUCAUGUGAACCAUGUGCUGACGAUCCAUGCAAGAACUCUGGUGUUUGCCUAGAAACACAAAGCAAUAUUGGUUAUUCCUGUGUUUGUCAGGAAGGGUAUACUGGUAAGGAUUGUAUGAUCGUAGGCCAUAAAUGUAUGCCCGGUGCAUGUGGAGCAGGUCGAUGCGAAGAAACAGAGAUCGGUUCUGAAUGCUUCUGCCCUAUUCGUAAGACUGGCGAUCGUUGUCAAUACACGGAACAUUAUACAGAUGAUACAUUAGCCUUUAAAGAUGGAAGCUACGCAGCUUAUGAUAAAUUCCAAACAAAACGCAGUGUUAAAUACCGCUUUAAGCCUGACACCUUAGAUAAUGGAGUUCUGUUGUAUGCGGUUGAAAACGAAAAAACAUACGGAGACUUUAUUGCAGUAAUAUUGAAAGAUGGUUUUAUUGAACUGCGCUACAGCGUGGCGGGAAAAAUUCCACCGAUUGUUUUGCGAUCAACUGUUCCAAUUGAAAUUAAUCAAUGGCAUGAUCUAUCUGCUGGUCGUAGUCGAGGCGGGCUUGCUUAUUUACAAGUUGACGAAGAGUCGUUGCUCAAUGAACCAAAGAUCGGAAGAGCUACAGCAAUUGCGCUGAAAUCACACGUAUAUAUUGGUGGAUACGAUAAACGAGUGCUUCUUAACAACGCUGUUGGUGUAAACAGAGGCUUCGAAGGAUGCAUUGCUGACCUUGAGAUAUCUGGAAACUCCAUUGACAUGAUUGAUGACAUUAGAGACUCGGCAAACAUUUACAAUUGUGGUCAUAAAGCAAUUAGUAGUAACAAUAAUGACGAGAAUAAUGAAAUCGACCCAUGCAAGGCAGGUUAUGGUGGUGCAAACUGUAAAACCAUAGUUGACAUUUGUUUGGCACAUAAACCAUGUCAAAAUGGUGGCCACUGCAAACUCAAACAAGAUGAAUUGCAUUACAUAUGCGAAUGUCACUCCGGAUACCUAGGUCGGAAUUGCGAGCAAGUGUAUGGCACUAACAUAGGAUCACAUUUCCGUGGUGACGGGUUCUUAGAAAUGAACCCGAAAUCGAUAGUCACCAAUGCAGAUCAGUUUGAAACAAAGCUUGCGAUUAUGUUCAGUACUAACAGUUUAAACGGAAUGCUUUUGUGGUACGGUCAACGAAACGGAGAUAACUUUGACGGAGAUGACUAUCUUUCUCUUUCGGUUCAUGAGGGUUAUCUUGAAAUUGGAAUGCGAUUAGACGGAGAAGAGUCUACACUGCGAAACGAAGAAGUGUUUGUCGCUGACGGCGAACAGCACGUUGCGGUACUUACGCGCGAGGCUAACCGCAACAGGUUAGAAGUAGAUCACAUAUCAUCUCAUGGCGAAACAAGACCCACUGGAAAAACAAACAUUCAUCUUCCAGGAAACUUAUACAUAGGUGGAGCACCAGAUUUGAGUCGAUUCACUGGAGAUCGCUUUAACGAUAGUUUUAAUGGUUGUGUGUACGUGAUAGAAAAUCCCGAUACAGCUAGAGCAAUACCUUUGCAAAACUUUGCCAUCCGAACCGUCAACGUCGAUGUUUGUGAUGACCCGAAAUGGAUCGUUCCUUUUCUCUUGUAUCCAGAUUUAGAAGAUGGUGUCGACGUAUUGGGUCCUUUAGAAUUUGAUAAAGUAGAAGAACCUCCUCCUGUUCAUAUAAUUUAUCCCAGACCGUAUAACAAUGCUGACUCUACCCCUAGCGCUAGUCUAUGGUCAUUAUUUGUAGCUUUGUCAUACUUUCAAGUAUCUGGUACUUGGUUAUGAAAUAUCGUCACAGUUAGGCUAAAAAAUCCUAUCGACAAAAUGCGUUUAACAGAAUAAAUGCUAAUUCAAACGAAUAUGUAAAUAGGUUAUUUUAGUUUAUUGAAUCAAAAAUUCAAUGUAAAUAUUUAUGGACAUUCUCUUAAUUCUGUUGUUGGUAUAAUGGUGAUAGUGUCACAUGAAGAAGUAGAUCAAAUAUUACACCCUAAUUAAGGAACGUUAGUUACUGAUAAUGCAAUACUAAGUUACAAAUAUUAUGCCUCGAUCUAAAAAUAAAUCAAAGAAUAGUAAACUGUAAAAGAUAGAUUACUUGAUAAACUAAUAUAAGAUUACAAUACACAAUCAAACAGGGGAGUAUGUAUACAAGCGCAGUGAAAUUUCAGUUCAAAAACUUUAAAUCGAAUAUGCAUGGCCGAUCAGUCUGUAAUACAAAACUGCAAAUCCUACACAAACAACACUCAAUCGUGAGCUAAGGCUGCAAACCAUUUCGCGAAUGAUUUUAGCUUUUGGUUAAAAUUUGAUUUUUCGAAAAUAAAUUUUUAUCAAGUAGUUAAAGGAAAGUUAUUUGGGUUAAUUUUACACUGAAAAUAAAAC
Malaya genurostris is the source of this 14661-nucleotide messenger RNA. It is a transcript of the gene trol, whose product is annotated as basement membrane-specific heparan sulfate proteoglycan core protein. The record is from RefSeq and is a predicted model, not a curated record. NCBI's taxonomy places the organism in Eukaryota, Metazoa, Arthropoda, Insecta, Diptera, Culicidae. Bases 823 to 14070 code for a protein of 4415 amino acids. Gene Ontology annotation, molecular function: protein binding. The transcript is spliced from 55 exons. Gene Ontology annotation, cellular component: plasma membrane.